AUGCAGGACGGGCUGUACUUUGACAAAUUGGUGGUGUCGGCAACUCCAUGUUUAACGCCUCAACGUGAACUGCCGCCGCUGCCUCCUCUUUGUUCGGUAUUUGUGGAAAGUUACUUCAGCAGUGUCAACGCCCUCUACUCGAUCGUCGACGGGGCAGACCCAGGUGGGAACAUCGGCCAGUGGGAGUAUCGCGACAAAGUGCGAGGUCAUAAUCGAGUAUUGGCGCAGCUGAAUGCAGUACACGAUCCUGAAGAAGUCGGGACGAUCGCAGUCCUGCAGGGACAACGAACUUGCCGCAGCGGGCAGUUGUCUUUCGACUUUUUCCCUCAAUGCUCAUCGGGAAUAAUUGGGGCCGUCUUUCGAUUUUCUACUGAGGCGAAUUAUGCAACUGUUGAGGCGACAGAGACGGAAUUGCGGCUACGUGUUAUUAACGACAAGAAGGUCACAGUCGUGGCGAGGACACCUUUAUCGCGGAUGCAGGAUGGAUGGUAUUCUUUGCAUAUCGCCUUUGACUCUUCUCGUGUUGCAGCUCGCGUACAAACGCCUGGAGAAGAGGUUUUUAAACUCAUAGCAGAGACAGACAGCAGCACCAGCGGCGAGGACGGCGCUGUGGGGAUGUCUGCAUUUAAUUGUGGAGGUGUCGCCUUCGAUGGAUUUCAAAUGUCACCAUUGGGGCCAAAAUUCGAGGGCCUCCACCCAACAAGUCUAUUCAAUCCGUCCAAGGAAGAGGAUACACCCGCCCCAGCACGUCUCUGGUCUCUGUGCGCUACAAACAGCCAUUUUCUGGCCCGAAGGCAACAUUGCGAGGAGAUGCACCGGGCGAGUACAGCCGAGCAGCAGUCGGAGUGUACGGUGAACUACUGCCACGAAUGCUGCGCCUUCCACACGAGUUUGCUGAGUGGACCGCACAAGUAUAAGUGCGAGAGAGACUGCCUUACGAACGAGCAGGAGGCUCAUCAGACAGAAACACUCUUCGACCACACUGUACAGCGCUGUGUACACCGUGGCGACGAUAACAAGCCAUCACUCCUCUGCUCUCCCUGGCUAUACGAACAAAAGCACAACAAAAAGGCGGUGAAACAGGCCGACCUCAUUUUGAAGAGGUUUCCCGAACACGGAGAGACCCUAGCAAUGAAAGGCCUCAUUUUAUCCAACAUGGGCCCAGAGAGAAAACAAGAAGCGUAUGAAUAUGCUAGGAAAGGGCUGCGCGCCGAUAUCACCAACUGCGUGUGCUGGCACGUGCUAGGACUCCUCUACAGACAAGACAGAGAUUACGCGGAGGCCACCAAGUGUUUCGUGCAAACACUGCGUCUGGACUCAAACAACUUCUCUGCAAUGCGCGAUUUGGCUCACCUGCAAAUCCAUGAAAGGAACUACGCUGGUUUUCUCGAAACUCGACGCCUCAUCCUCAUAGCCAGAUCCCGCUUCAUAAGAGAAUGGGCAGCUUUCGCCCUAGCCAACCACUUG
Molecule: messenger RNA, 1467 nt
Organism: Eimeria maxima
Lineage: Eukaryota; Apicomplexa; Conoidasida; Eucoccidiorida; Eimeriidae
Product: LCCL domain-containing protein / F5/8 type C domain-containing protein, putative
Exons: 7
Biological process (GO): N-terminal peptidyl-methionine acetylation
Cellular component (GO): cytoplasm
Molecular function (GO): protein-N-terminal amino-acid acetyltransferase activity; protein binding
Source: RefSeq, a predicted model, not a curated record